AUGCGCCCUCGCAGGGAAUCCGGCUCCACCGUGGACAAUGUCCGACACUGGUCGUGCAAAAUCCCACCCGUCGCACACGACCAAACAGGCAUUGUCGGCGUGGCUUCACAGGCUUAUACAGCUAAGCUUAUCGGGCUUGUCAAACUCGGCGGACCGAGACGACCCUCCAUUGCAAGUUCGCAAGGCUCUCCCGAGGCCGACGCUGAUUUCCUACCCUCGAGGCCGCGCCACAGUCGCGUAAUCGCCGAGAUGUUCGCGCGUUUCGGACCGGAGCGGACGGGUGGCAGCCACCGCGCCUCACCCGACUCGACAACUGGUCCUCCCAGGGUCCACAUGACGUCAUGUGGGCUACCGAUAGGCAGUGAGCGUAUCGGGGAGCGUACAGAACAGCUAGUCACCAAAUAG
Penicillium canariense is the source of this 405-nucleotide messenger RNA. RefSeq lists its product as uncharacterized. The transcript is spliced from 3 exons. The record is from RefSeq and is a predicted model, not a curated record. NCBI's taxonomy places the organism in Eukaryota, Fungi, Ascomycota, Eurotiomycetes, Eurotiales, Aspergillaceae. The coding region runs from base 1 to 405 and encodes 134 amino acids.